Molecule: messenger RNA, 2329 nt
Organism: Nicotiana tabacum (common tobacco)
Lineage: Eukaryota; Viridiplantae; Streptophyta; Magnoliopsida; Solanales; Solanaceae
Molecular function (GO): RNA binding
Source: RefSeq, a predicted model, not a curated record
CAAAAUUUCAACAAAACAAAAAGGAAAAUCUGAAAAGGAAAAGAGCUUCCGAAAUCUGGGUCUUUAAGGAAAUUGCUGUUGUUUCUGCUGGACCGGGCUGCUUCCUAGAUUGCUGGGUGUCGUUCCUCAGUUUGUUCUGCAUUGUUGGCUUGUUUCAAGCUCCAUUUUCGAAGCUUAGCUUGCCGGCAGUCCCCUGGUACGGCGAUAUACGACGUCGUAUGGCAAAUCCUAUGCUUCGAGGCUUUCGGCGACUUCCCUUUCUUUCACUUCUCAAAAAGCCACUGCCGUCUGCUUCUUACAGGCCAAAUCUUGGGACCCCAGAAAGCUUUUUUUACUUAUCAAGGUUAGUGACUCAAAAUAACUUAACCCCAAAAAACCCAUUUUGGAAAUUUAGAAGCUUUAGCCAUGGGAGUGUUAACUUUGUGAUAACAAAAGAUGGAAAGCCCAAGUUUGAGACACAUGAAGUGGAGGCACCAAAGAAGGAGAAAUGGAAGACAAAGAAGAGGCUAAAGCUGCAAAGGAAGAGGGAUAAGAAGAAGAGAAAAGCUGCAAAUAAAAGAGAUCCAAGAAGGCUUGGUGUUAAGGGGAAGAAAAAGAAGCAAAAGUUUGAUACUCCUGAAGAAAGAAUUAAGCAGAAGAUUGACAAUGCAAAAGUCAAAGAAGCCAUGCUAAUCGAGAGAUUAAAGCGAUACGAGGUUCCCAAAGUUCAAGGUCCUGAGGUUAAGCCACAUUUUCUCACUGGUGAGGAACGGUUCUAUAUCAAAAAGAUGGCACAGAAAAGGUCCAAUUAUGUGCCAAUUGGCAGAAGGGGAGUCUUUGGAGGUGUUAUUCUCAAUAUGCAUCUACAUUGGAAAAAGCAUGAAACUGUCAAAGUCAUAUGCAAUUCCUGCAAACCUGGUGAAAUCCAAGAAUAUGCCGAUGAAAUUGCAAGACUGAGUGGUGGCGUCCCAAUUCAGAUAAUUGGGGAUGAUACAAUAGUUUUUUACAGAGGAAGGGAUUAUGUGCAGCCCGAAAUUAUGUCUCCUAUUGAUACACUGUCUAAGAAGAGGGCGUUGGAAAAGUCCAAGUAUGAGCAAUCACUUGAGUCCGUGAGACGUUUCAUUGCCAUAGCUGAGAAGGAACUUGAACUCUACUAUAGACAUGUUGCUCUAUACGGUGACCCAAAUAAUCGGAGUGCUUACUCCAUCCUUGAUGAUUCAAGAAGUGCAAGAGAAAAACGAAAUGCUGAAAUAGGAGAGGAGAACUAUUCAGCCAGUGAAUCUAACCCCUCGGAUCUCGAGUUGUCAGAAAUUGAUGAUAAUUGUUCUGAUGACAACCAGUCUUUAAGCGAAUUUGAAUUCGAGGAUACUGACGAAUCAAGUAGUGAUGACUUGGAUUCUGGGGAGGGAAACUCUAGUAAUUACUCAGGUAGCAUACAGGGAAAUACUAGUAGAUAUUCCAAACGCAAAUAGUCAAGAAUAUCCUGAAAUAAUGCGGCUUUAAUUCUUGUUCCGGUAGUUUCGCAAGCUAAUUAUAUAGAUUAACUUGAAAUUUCUGAUUCUAAAUUAUAGUUGACCUUUCCAAUUGGUUUCCUUGUAUUGACACUAGACCCUAACAAGAGGGAUUGCUGGUGAGAUUAUCUGGGGGGAUCCUCCCCACCUUGUGUUGGCUAUAAUCUGACCUGAAUUCUUGAAGUUUGUAACUUGACGAUAGAAUCCGACUUUAUAUUUCUUCGAUUGAUGGCUGAAGGAUUUCUCUAAAGCUUCUACAAAAUCUUCAUGGCCAACGGCACAAGUUUCAAUCCUGGGGAACUGCAAUAAAUGGCAUUCAUGUUCAGGUUGGUUGAAGCAAAGGCCAGAUAUUUUCCUGAUAACUGGCAUAAUUCAUAUUUGAUGAAUGGGAAUCUGCAAAGAAAAGCGUCGCCAAGGUGGAUAGCAUGAGUCCAAAUCAUAGUAGAGACAAAGAAUGUUAGAUGAUUUCCUCCGAUCGUUGGUGGGCCAAGUUACAGGUACUGUCUUGAUGGAUAAAGUUAUCCGGUAUCUUGUGCUGGUGGGAGGUUGUAAGUACGAGAGAACACUAAAGAGCAACACAAAGUUCCGAUUGCUGGAUGUAAGGAAAGUCAAAAACUACUAUCAGAGGGUUAGAAAACCUUGAAUGCUUGAUAGUAAAUAGAAGCUACUUUUCCCAAAAUCAUGUGUCAAUGAACUGUCCCAAUUCUACAGAUUGUUCUACAUUUGCUCACUUGUAACCAAAGUUAUGUUAAAUUUUCCAGUUGUUUAUUUUGAAGAGGAGAAGACAGUUAUUGUUUUAAAUAUUUUAAUAUUCCAAUAAAUUUUUACAGCAUAUAUUA